This is a messenger RNA of Kwoniella shivajii, 2847 nucleotides long. RefSeq lists its product as uncharacterized. Lineage: Eukaryota; Fungi; Basidiomycota; Tremellomycetes; Tremellales; Cryptococcaceae. Gene Ontology annotation, cellular component: cytoplasm; COPI vesicle coat. Gene Ontology annotation, biological process: intracellular protein transport; intra-Golgi vesicle-mediated transport; endoplasmic reticulum to Golgi vesicle-mediated transport. The transcript has 18 exons. The coding region runs from base 1 to 2847 and encodes 948 amino acids. The record is from RefSeq and is a predicted model, not a curated record. Gene Ontology annotation, molecular function: structural molecule activity.
AUGAACCCUUCAUCAACGUGCUACACUAUCGUUCACGACGAUCUGAUAGACGCUCCUUCUACUCAAGACCUACGAAACGCUUUGCAAAAAGGUUCAGAUGAAGUCAAACUUGAGACUAUGAGAAGGAUCAUUGUUGGUACUCUGAACGGUCAAGGUCAUGCUGCACUCCUUAUGCCUGUCAUUCAAUAUGUGAUGCCAUCACGUAAUAAACAGUUGAAAAAGAUGUUGCACUUCUAUUGGGAGAUCUGCCCUAAACUUGAUGAGAAUGGAAAGUUGAAGCAAGAGAUGAUUCUGGUUGUUAACGCUAUCCGAAAUGACUUGCAACAUCCCAAUGAGUAUAUUCGAGGAGCAACAUUACGAUUUCUCCAGAAAGUACGAGAAUCAGAAUUAUUAGAGCCUUUGGUACCGACUGUUCGAUCGUGCUUGGAACACCGACAUUCAUUCGUGAGGAAAAAUGCUGUUUUCGCAACAUACACAAUUUAUCAAGACCAUGAACACCUUAUUCCCGACGCUCCUGAAUUAUUGGAUACUUUCCUCGCUGCUGAAUCUGAUUCAACAUGCAAACGAAAUGCUUUCGUAACACUUUGUAACAUAUCUCAAAGUACUGCCGUUCGAUAUCUCCUUAACAACUUUGAUCAAAUCUCAGGAAUGGAUGAAUUGAUGCAGAUGGCUGUGAUUGAACUAGUGAGGAAAGAAGCUAAGACCGAAGGUGGACAUAGGGCUAAAUGGAUCCGAUGUAUAUUCGAAUUACUAAACUCCCCUUCUCAUGCUGUAAAAUAUGAAGCAGCAACCAGCUUAACCACCCUCACUCAAAAUCCAGCUGCUGUUAAAGCUGCCGCUGCCGCUCUUGCUGAGCUCAUCGUCAAGGAAGCUGAUAACAACGUCAAACUCAUCGUACUUGAUCGAUUCGAUAACCUCCGAGCCAAACAUGAACAUGUCUUGGAUCCUAUGGUCAUGGAUAUCUUAAAGGUGUUAACGAGUCCCGAUAUGGAAGUUAAGCGAAAAGCUCUCGGUAUCGCUCUUGAGAUGGUCACAAGUCGAAAUGUUGAGGAUGUAGUAUUAUUUUUGAAAAAACAGUUACAAGGUACUCUCGAUCAAGAUUUCGAUAAGAAUCUCGAAUACCGACAACUACUCAUUCAAAGCAUUCACUCAUGCGCCAUCAAAUUCUCAGAAGUCGCCGCCAAUGUCGUACACGUGCUUAUGGACUUCUUGGGAGACUCCAACAACCCUUCUGCCGUCGAUGUCAUAUCCUUUGUUCGUGAGGUCGUCGAGCGAUUCCCUGAUCUUCGACCAGCUAUAACAGAGAAGCUGGUCUCCACUUUCAGCGAGAUCAAAUCUGGAAAAGUGUUCAGAGGAGCUAUGUGGAUCGUCGGAGAGUACGCCACAGGACCUGCAGAUAUCAAAGGAGCAAUUCAAGAAAUCAGGAAGGUAUUGGGAGAGAUACCGAUAUUGGCUUCUGAGCAGCGAUUGCUUGACGAGGCUGAGGCUGCAGAUGAGAACGCACCCGAAAAGGAGGAAGCACCUAAACCAGUCACGACGACAAGAGUAUUGGCAGACGGUACAUACGCCACUGAGACAGUAUAUACCUCAACAGCUCAAGCUGCUCGUUUAGAACAAGUCCGAGCAGCUACUAAACCACCAUUACGAGCAUUGAUUCUUGGCGGUGACUUUUUCACUGCAUCAGUAUUAGCAGCCACUCUUACAAAACUGGUACUUCGAUUCUCCGAAGUUCAAUCUGAUUCACAAGCUAUAAACACUUUACGGGCAGAAGCGAUCCUCAUCAUGACAUCAAUUAUCAGAGUUGGUCAAUCGAAAUUCGUGGCCGUGCCAAUCGACGAAGAUUCUCAGGAACGAAUUAUGAAUUGUAUAGAAACAUUAGCGGAAUUACAGUCCUCCAAAAUCCUACAAGAUGUCUUCUUACAUGAUACAAAGGCUGCUUAUGCCAAAAUGGUUGCUACUGAAGAGAAGAAAGCAUUGGAAAAGAAAGAAAGAGAGAGUAAAACUGCUACUAUUCAAGCAGAUGAUUUGAUCACUUUCAGACAAUUAUCGAAAAAAUCCACCCUGGGUGAUGUCGACGAUUUCGAUGACCUUGUAGCAGCAACUGGAGCAGCAGAAGUACACGAUGAUUUCGUUUCUAAACUAUCAAGAAUCUCGCAACUUACAGGAUUCUCCGAUCCCGUCUAUGCCGAAACGGUAGUAACAUUGUCUCAAUACGAUAUCAUCCUCGAUGUCCUAUUAGUCAACACGACAAACGAAACAAUGCAAAACCUCACAGUCGACUUCGCCACUUUGGGAGAUUUGAAAUUGGUUGAAAGACCAGCAGCUGUAACUUUGGCUCCUCAAGGAUUCCAUUCGUUAACGGCUACUGUAAAAGUUUCGUCGACUGAAACAGGUGUAAUUUUCGGUGCUAUAACUUAUUCAAAACAAGGUGCAUCAGAUUCAGACGUUACUAUUGUUAUGUCAGAUAUUCAUGUGGAUAUCAUGAGUUUCAUUAAACCCAAUUAUGUCAACGAAGCUCAGUUCCGAUCUAUGUGGACUGAAUUCGAGUGGGAGAACAAAGUCGCAGUUCAAACUUCCAUCUCUGAUCUCCGAGCGUAUCUUGACCACCUGCUCAAAUCUACUCAUAUGGCAUUACUUACUCCCGAAGCUGCGUUAUCGGGUGACUGUGAUUUCCUAUCUGCUAAUUUGGCUGCUAAGUCAUUGUUUGGUGAAGAUGCGUUAGCGAAUGCUUCUAUUGAAAGGACAGAAGAUGGAUCAAUCACUGGACAUGUUAGAAUAAGAUCAAAGACUCAAGGUAUAGCGUUAAGUUUGGGUGAUAAGAUUACACUAAGUCAGAAAAAGGUAUAA